AUGGGUAGCAGAGUGGACGCGGCCGGAAAAGUGUGGCGGUUCCGGUACUCCUACUGGAAGCAGCCAGAGCUACGUGCUGACGAAGGGUGGAGCCGGUUCGUGAAGGAGAAGGGCUUGAAAGCCGGCGACAUUGUCAGCUUCCAGAGAUCCGCCGCCCGGCAUGAGCAGCAAUUGUACAUACAUGGACUCGAAGACCAGGACGGCGGCGGCAGUGAGGGUGGCGAUGGGUGUAAUGGGAAGAGGUCGGUGAGGGAGAUGGAGGUAGUGGCGUUUGAAUAUUGCAGUAAAAAACAGAGGUUCAUUGGAGCUUUGUAG
This is a messenger RNA of Linum tenue, 315 nucleotides long. The record is from the annotation of a GenBank genome assembly. NCBI's taxonomy places the organism in Eukaryota, Viridiplantae, Streptophyta, Magnoliopsida, Malpighiales, Linaceae.